CGAGACGUAGCCACACCCACAGCCACUCCUCGUCCUCCCACCGAGAAAGCGAGCAAUGGCGGCGCCCAACCGGAGAGGUGGAAGAAGAUCGUCAUCCGCAGGAUCGAGCAGGAGGAUGCCCGGUUCGUCUGCUACUCCAAGCGCCGCCAGGGGUUCUUCAACAAGGCCACGGAUCUGGCGGUCCUGACCGGCGCCCGGGUGGCCGCCCUCGCCUUCUCUCCCCGCGGCAGGGCCUUCUCCUUCGGCCACCCCUCCGUCGACUCCGUGGUGGAACGCUUCCUGGCGGGGGAGGCUGCGGGGGCUGGCGCGAGGGAGGAGGGCGCUGCCGACGACCACUUGCUGGCGGGGGAGGGCGCUGCCGGCGAAGACGAGAAGCUCGAGAAGCUGCAGCAGGAGUUCGACGAGCUGCGCACGGAGCUGGUCGAGUUGAAGAAGCGGACCAAGCGCACGGACAAGGCCAUGGCGAAAGAGCGCUCUGCGGGGGACCAGAUAGCGGCUUGGUUCGACCCCAAGGCGCGCGACAUGGGAGACGAGGACAUGGCGGCCUUCUUCGCCUCGCUGAUGCAGAUGAAGGACGCCGUCUCCGAUCGCGCCAACCAGGUUCUCCUCGAGGCGAUGCACGCCCACAUGAGCCGCAUGGCGGAGGUGGCCCCGCCGCCGCCGCCGCCCCAGAUCUCCUUGGAGUUCGGUAGCAGCAGCGGCACCACCAACGACGGGAUGGAGUUCCAGUUUCUGGCGCCUCCGCCACAGGAGCAGGGAUUCGAGGCCGCGAUGGAUAUGCAGCAGAUGGUGAUGGCGCCGCUGCCUCCGUCUCAGGUG
Molecule: messenger RNA, 819 nt
Organism: Triticum aestivum (bread wheat)
Lineage: Eukaryota; Viridiplantae; Streptophyta; Magnoliopsida; Poales; Poaceae
Product: agamous-like MADS-box protein AGL23
Exons: 1
Biological process (GO): regulation of transcription by RNA polymerase II
Molecular function (GO): protein dimerization activity; DNA-binding transcription factor activity, RNA polymerase II-specific; RNA polymerase II cis-regulatory region sequence-specific DNA binding
Source: RefSeq, a predicted model, not a curated record